Molecule: messenger RNA, 9174 nt
Organism: Colossoma macropomum (tambaqui)
Lineage: Eukaryota; Metazoa; Chordata; Actinopteri; Characiformes; Serrasalmidae
Gene: prrc2b
Product: proline-rich coiled-coil 2B
Exons: 31
Coding region: 231-6761 (2176 amino acids)
Biological process (GO): cell differentiation
Source: RefSeq, a predicted model, not a curated record
CGUCAUAUCCGACAGCAGGCCGUGUGGCAACGCAAGUAAACGGCAAAACAGAUUUAAAAAAAACACAGAAUCGGCCGGAGAAUCUUCUUCCAUCCUUUCAGAUUUCACAAGCAGGUGGACAAAUUUCGGAACAUCUGACACGCACGAAAGGUAACCAGUCUAAUCGAAACAGAAGGUACAGAGGAAGAGGCGCAAAGAAAAAUUUCCUUACUCGAUGACAUUACAUCGCAAUGUCCGAUCGUUUGGGGCAAAUAACCAAGUCCAAGGAUGGGAAAAGCAAGUAUUCCUCGCUCAGCCUAUUUGACAAGUACAAGGGAAAGUCAAUAGAAACUCAGAAAACCACAGUUGUUCCACGACAUGGCUUGCAGAGUCUCGGUAAAGUGGCCACUGCCCGGCGCAUGCCCCCACCCGCUCACCUGCCGAGCCUGAAAUCCGAAAAUAAAGGAAACGAUCCAAACGUGAUUAUUGUGCCCAAAGACGGAACAGGAUGGGCGAACAAGCAGGAACAAUCCGAUCAAAAGAGUUCCAUUGCAUCGACAGCACAGCUGCAGGAGUCGCAGCCACAGCUGCCUUUGCAGAAAUCUGUCUCCAAUCUUCAGAAGCCAACACCGGCAGCCAGCCAGGAGAGCACAAGCACAGGUGGACCAAAGCAAUGGGCACAACUAAAUGGAAAGGCAGUAGAUCAAGAUGGUUUAAGGGCCUCAAGCCGACUGCAGCCCUUCUCUCACGAGGAAUUUCCGACGCUGAAAGCAGCAGGAGAACAGGACAAGGCUGGCAAGGAAAGAAGCGCCUUCGAUCUGUCGUAUGGGCCAGGACCAAGCCUCCGCCCUCAGAACGUAACGAGUUGGAGGGAGGGGGGCGGGCGGAAUCUACAGCCCCUCUCUCUGUCCCCCGCCCUCUCCUCCGAGACAGAGGGCAAGGCCAGCGGCCCGACUGAAACCGCAGCACCUCUUCCUCCUCCACCUCCUCCUCCCUCCUCAUCCUCCGCCCCCUCCUCCCUGUCCUCGUCUGCCAAUGCCGCCCCCACUGCCACAGCUCCAUCUCCCGAUCUGAAGGAGCCGUCGCUGCGACCGGCUCAGCCACUGCGCAGAGCAGCGCCCUCUGCCCUGCAGUACCAGCUCCACCACACCACCACCACCUACCAUGACAUGCUGCCUGCCUUUAUGUGCCCUAAAGAGACUCGAGAUGGCCCUGGCUCCACUGAGCACGGCUCUGCCGCUGUGAUCGCCCCCAUGCGCUUUGACGCCAGGCCCACCUUUAGACCAGCUUUCACUGCUCCUGAGCCUGUCAAUGGAGACGUGCGAAGGGAGAACCGUUUCACCCGAGUGCCCCCUCGUCCCUCACCUCGACCUAUCCGUCGCCCUGGAGACAGGGCACCCCGUCCCGCCAUCAUCAACCCUGAUGACCUGAAAGACCUGGAUGACCUGGACAACGACUGUGAGGACGGAUGGGCAGGUCUCCAUGAGGAGGUGGAUUACAGCGAGAAGCUCAAAUUUAGUGACGAUGAAGAGGAUCAUUGCCCUAGUGAGAAGAAUAAGAUUUGGGGAGAGUGGGAGCCUCACCGUGAGCGUCAGUGCUCCAUGAGUUCAGGAGAAGGCCAGUAUCCACAGGAGCCAGAGGAAGAUUCCUACCAGCACCCGCAAGAUCUUCUGCCUUCCAGGAAGACCAACGGCAGAUACAUCUCAGCAGACUCGCAGCCCCAGCAGAAGACCAGUGAGUCUGCGGAGGAUCAAGACGAUAAUCAGCGCCCGGCUCCUCCUCGGGGAAAGUUCGUCUCUGCAGAUCUGUCUGAGGCGGUGGAGAGGGCGCGGCGUCGGCGCGAGGAGGAAGAGCGCCGCGCUCGUGAGGAGAGACUGGCCGCCUGUGCAGAAAAACUCAAAAAGCUGGACGAGAAGUUCGGCAAAACUGACAAACCUGCUCGCUGUGUGGAGACACAGAGGGAGCCACACGGUGUGGAAAGUAAGGAGCUAUCACAGUCUCCAGGCAGAGAUUUGGCAAAACAUCACCAGGACAGCUGGCAGUAUGGCACUAAAGAAGUGUCGGAGCAGCCCUCUGAUCAGUCGUCCAGCCAGGAUUACAGAGAUAACGGUUUCAGCUACCGGAACGAGGAUGACUGUCCAGAGCCCACUUCUCCCGUCCCAGAUUACGGCCGGCACCAAAAGGCCGUCCCGCCACGCUUCCAAAAGCAGCAUCAGCAGCAGGAGCAAGUGUACAAGAUGCAGCAGUGGCAGCAGUCGGGUCAUCCACCCCAGUCUGGCUCAGGCCACCCACAGCGAGGAUAUUAUCCUGCACAUGUUCUGGGCUUUGAUCCACGCUGGAUGAUGAUGCCUACCUACAUGGACCCCCGUAUGACCCAAGGCCGCUCCCCAGUCGAUUAUUACCCUCCCAGUGUCCACUCCUCUGGAAUGAUGAAGCCAGUCAUGCAGCAGGAUCGCCUCAACAGUCCUGGCUCUGCCUCUGAUGAGGGAAGCCAUCCCAGCUUACACCAGGAGAGGAGAGCGCCCUCCACUGAGCCUUACCCUGUCUGGAGCCAAGACGGCUACCCUCCAGCUCGCAGUUUCACCCCACCCUACCAGAGGCAGCAUGACAACACUGACAGGAGUCACGCCGAUGACAGGAGUGACAGGUCAUGCUCUCAGCAGGACUCCUAUGAGGAGCGAGCAAACGAUCGAGUCGACAGCCCUGCUGAAGACCUCCCCCAUCAGGCAUAUCGCCAGGGCCGCGGUUCUGACAUGUCUUUAGGGUCGCAGCGAGACGCCAGCCUUGAAGAAACCCAUCAGCCUUCAGCUCAUGGCCGCUUGCACCCAGGAGAGAGUGACUACUCUAAAGCAGAGCACCAGAAAGAGCCCUCCACUACUAGACCCCAGAGAGAGAACCUAGAUUCCCGAGAUGAUGCUUGUGAGGGUAAGGAGAAGAGCUACGACUCAGAUUUCUGGAAGAAGGACGGUUCUCUGAAGAAAGACAUCAGUUGUGGACAGGCUCAGUGGUCUGAGCCUGGCUCCAGCAGUAGCAGCAGCGUUAGCCAGCCGUCUGAGUCUAGUGGAAGAACCUUUAGGAGAACAGGGCCCAUCAAGAAGCCAGUGCUAAAAGCUUUAAAGGUUGAAGACAAGGAGAAUGAGAAGCCCAAAACGGAACCUGAAGAGAAGCCUGUUCCAUAUAGACUUGAAAAGGAAGUCCUUACUAACGUGUAUGAUUUGAAAAAGGACAACCAGCCCCUAACCAGUAGGCAUCCAGCUUCAGCCCCAGCUCCUUUGACUUCUUCUCUUGAGGAGAAGCAGCCACCUCCACCUAAAAUAGAAAAGAUAAUCAACCCAAUUGAAGAUUCCAAUAAAGAAAACAACUGGGACAGUACUAAAUCCCAGACUAAAGAAAACUCUGAAAAUAGAGAGCCCCCAGCUGCUCCACGUCGGAACAACUGGAUUUUCAUAGAUGAAGAGCAGGCGUUCGCUGGAGCCAGAGGAGGUGGACGUGGCCGUGGGCGAAGUUUCAGAGAGUUCAGCUCGCGCAGUGGCACCCGUGGAGGACGUACAGAUAACUCUAGAGGCGCCUACAACUCUGGGAACAACCACCGGGCUACCAGGGGACGGGGCACACGGGAAUUUGUCAAAACCGAAGAUCUGCAACGAGGCAAACCACGCAGAAGGAACGUAAGUGAAACGCUGAGUGAAGCUUCAGAAUACGAGGAGCUGCCUAAACGUCGUCGCCAGAAGGGGGCUGAAAACGGAGAAGCCGCUUAUUCUGCAAGUGGUGACACCAAAAGGGCGGACAGGGACUCGUGGAGAUCCAAUAAGGUAUAUAACAAUGAUCAGAGCAGUGGCGAAGCAAGGGAGAAGUCCAAAACAAGAGGUUACGGUCGAUCCCUUCCUCCACGCCUCAACGCCGGUUACAACCGCGGGUUCGGGUCGAGGGAGAUUUCUACGUGGAGGGGAAGAGGAAACCAGUUUGGAGGCGGUUCCUCUCAAGAGAAUGGAUACAACUUCGGGAAUGACUCCUACUCGAGAAAACCAGCAGAAGGAGAUCCACUCAAGUACCCACCAAAGUUUUCCGCCUCCUUUGUGGAGAACGGUGUAGAAGACAGAGAAGGUGACUAUUAUCUAGAUAAUGAUAACCCCGACAACCGGCCAUUGAGGAGAAGACGUCCUCCACGCCAGGACAAGCCUCCGCGCUUUAGAAGACUGCGUCAAGAGAGAGAGCCUGGAGGCCAGUGGAACAGCGAAGAGUAUGUUAACGGAGAUUUCACCAACCCCUGGCCCAGUCGUUCGAAAGGUGGAGAGGACCACUGGCCAGGUCAGUAUUCUGGAAACAGACAACAGGAAUUCAGCCAUCAAGGUGAAGACUGGGAGACUGGGUCGGAAAACAGUGAUUUUAACGACUGGAGAGAAAAACGUGGUGCCCAGCACGGUGAUGCGGCAGCUGAUUCAGGUCACAGUGAGCCAGGCUCUGAAAAAAGAGAGCUCUCCAAGAGAAGUUUCUCAAGCCAGCGCCCACUAGUGGAGCGGCAGAACCGCAAGAGCGACAUCUCCGUUUUGGAAAGCAGCAAGAUGAACCGUUCCACGGACACUCCUUCGAGCGGCAGCUCAUCUAACCGAAAUGAUGGCUGGCAGAAUGGAGUGUCGCCCAACUGCAGAAGGAGUCCAGAGGACGCAGCUCCAGGCUUGAACGCAGGGUCUGUUUACGGUGUGGAACAGCCAGAGGAGAACCUCCCCACCAGCGCUACUGAGUCUUCAGGGAAGAAAAUGGAGAAGGAGCUGAAAACCAGAGCCAUCAAAGGAGACAUGGGGGAGUCCCUUUCUCAAUACGACCUGAACAGUUACCCAAUUGAAAGCGAUUCAGGGGCUUCUAUUCCGAGUCCCGAGGGAUUCCAAGAUGCCCUCUCCAAAAAGCAGAGGCGUCCACAGGAGGAGGACCGAAGGAGAAAGGAGCAAAAUGCACAGGUUGCAGUGAAAAACAGGCCAAUCACUUCAAAAAUGCCUCCCCGUUUUGCUAAGAAGCAGGGCAGCAUGUCCAUCGAACAGCCGGAGGAGACGCUCUCAGCCAGUAACCUGGGCACUGAGAUAUGGGAGACCAACAGCUCAGCCCUCACAGUUCAGUCAUCUGGUGGAGACUCUUGGACGAAGCAAGUGUCAUACACUGGGAGUGAACCAAAUUCAGAGGAUUCGGACGCAGGGCCGGAGCAGAGCAAAGAGCACAAACCUGGCCCCAUCGGAAAUGAGCGUUCGCUGAAGAACCGAAAGGGUUCUGAAGGGGUGGAGCGUCUGGAGGGCCCCAUCACCCCAGUAAAUGGAGUGGACAUCCACGUGGACAACGUCAUCCCUGUUCCCCCUAUCGAAUUUGGAGUCAGUGCAAAGGACUCUGACUUCAGCCUCCCUCCUGGCUCUGCGCCAGUAGCUGUCUCAAACCCAGUCACCAAGCUACAGGAUGCUCUUGCUGGCAAUGCCGGCCUUGCUCAGGGCAUUCCGAUGCUGCGCAGAGAUCACCUGCAGCCCGCCAUCAACCUCAACCCCAUAUCCUUCCCCACCACGGACCUCACUCUCAAGAUGGAGUCUGCACGUAAAGCCUGGGAAAACUCUCAGUCCCUCCCAGAGCAGGGCUCUCCCGGCGGUGCAGGUUCAGGCUCUCAGCCCCCCUGCAGCGCUGGCUCCUCCAGCGGGGUCAGCUACAGUUCCUUUGGAGGUGUCUCCAUGCCCCCCAUGCCUGUGGCUUCUGUUGCCCCCUCUGUCUCCAUGCAAGGUAAUCAUAUUACCCCUCUGUACCUCGACGGCCACGUCUUUCCAAGUCAACCUCGGUUGGUGCCGCCGACUAUGACUCAGCAGCAGAGCUACCAACAGGCUGCAGCAGCUCAGCAGAUUCCCAUCUCCCUGCACACAUCUCUGCAGGCUCAGGCCCAGCUGGGGCUCAGGGGGGGUCUGCCUGUUUCUCAGUCGCAGGAGAUGUUCAACUCCAUCCCUCCUUUCAGGUCCCAAGUGUACAUGCACCCCAACCUGUCCCAGCCCAGUCCGAUGGUGUUGUCGGGUGGAGCUCCUCUAAAAGGACCAUACUCAGCCUUUCCGGGAAUACAGCCUUCAGAGAUGGUGAAGCCUCAGUCAGGUUCCCACUACCAGCCUAUCAACGGCAGCCAGCCACUGGUCUACGACGGCCCCAUGAACCAGGCUCCAGGCAUGGGCACCUCCCAACUAAUGGACUCCCAGCUCAUCCAGGUGACCAUGCCCCUGCCUGGUUCUCAGCUGCGUUAUGGUUCAGCCCAGCAGCACCUGAUCCUGCCCCAGUCCAUCCAGCUCCAGCAAGGCCAGAACCUUUCUGUAAACGCUCCGCGCCGCAUGAUGCCUCCAGGCUCACAGCCACCCGUCAUGCCAGCCAGCAGAGAGCCUUCGCAGAUGGAGAUGAAAGGGUUCCAGUUUUCCGACAAGGCCAGCCACUCACCCGGAAUACCUGCCGGCUCCUACAGGCCUGGCUCUGCUAGUCCCAGUGGAAAACCCUCUGGUCCUGGCGCCCCCCCUGCUGUAGGCCCCCUCCCUGGACAUUAUACUCAACAGGUGCCCCCUCCCCAAGGCAGCAUGGUAAUGCACAUCCGCCCCCCCACCACUGGCCCCUUCCCCAACCCCAUCCAGCGGCCUGUAAUGCAGGUAAACAAGACCGUCAUCAUCCGCUCCCCUCCCUACCCCAGCCCAGGCCGCGAGCCGCCCCACUCCACCCCCCCUUCCAACCCCGAGACCGCACCCAAAGGGGCUGAGGAGGGCACGAAGGUGAGCCACCCACUGUAAAUAUAGGCAAAGGCUCUCCGUGAGGCUCGGGCAGGUGUAGGUGACCUGAAGGCUCCGUCGGCUGUGAUUUCCAACAAGCUGCAAGAGCCGCUGCCCCCAGGUCAGGUCAAACCGGCCCGAACCGGAGCCAUCAAGCCUCAGUCCGUUAAAGUGGAGGAGAGCAAGGCCUAAUGCUGGACCUCACGUCUGACUCCAUCCUGCUGUCGUUGAAACCGCUCUGCUCAAACUUCGCCCGUCUCCAGGCAACUUUUAAGGACCUCUCUCCAUUAUCCUGUUUUUGUUUGGCUUAUUUUUUGUUUUAUUUCUUUCUUUUUUUUUUCUUCCCCUUCACAUACAUUCAUCUCACCACUCUACCAGGACAACAAACUGAAACCACAGGAGCACCAAAAUCGGACACUUACUGUUUAAACACAGCAUAUAGAGAUAUAUAAAUAUAUCUAUAUAUAUAAAUGUAUACUAUAUUAUAUAUACAUAGACACGAUAGCUUGGGACUUUUCUAAGCAGACACUCUCUUCAAGAACAUCUUUAUUUAUUAACAUUUAUUUUCCAUUUCAAGAGAAGAAUAAUGGGUAAAAACAAUGUCAGAUUUCAUGUUUUCUCUCCAUCAAAGUUUGAAAAGAGAACAUCUGAAAAAAAAGGAUGCAUCAUCACCUUCAGCUUAUGCAUUUCCCCACCCAUUGCCAAACUGUGCCCACCUGGUUGGACUGUAGUUUUGAUUGACAUGACUGAGAAUCAACGAACAUGUCGGAAGCUUAAACUGUAAGCCUCUUUAAACAAAAAAAAGCAAGAAAAAAAAACUGCAGUGUGGCACCAUUUUGUCAUUUUUACUGGGUACCAUGGAAUUUUUAACUUUUUUUUUCUUUUUUUUAAUAAAUAUAUAAAUCAUAAUCGACGCCUAUUUGCUCUAUUAUUAAAGGGCACCUUUUACUCAAUAAAACAAAAACUUUAAACCCCAAUUUGAAGACAUUUUCCUGGUUUUUCGCCAAAUGGUUUGCGCAGUAUUACUUGAAUGAGGAACUUAAAGGGCCCAUAUCAUGGAAAACCAAAUUUUCUUCAUUGUUUUUUUUUCGUUUUUACCUCCCAAGACUUAAUACAUUAUGUAAUAUGUGAACAUUGUUUGUUUUCAGAAAGCAUUGUUUAUCCCCAGUGGACACGAAGCUGCAUUUUGACUUGUGAUGACUUUUUGUGAUCACAAAAACCAAUGCAUUUACACACAUUUGCCUAUUCAGCCUAGAGCAGCUUAGCCAUGCCCACUCACACUGAACUCAGCCCUGCCCACUCACACUGAACUCAUAAGAAAUGUUUCAGCCUUGGAUGCUUCCUGAAUGAAGCAGCCAAUCAGAGCAGGGCUCAUUUGCAUAUAUCAGUCUGAAAGGCACAACAAAAACAGCCUGUUUGAUUCUAAGGGGUAAAGAGGUCAUGACCAUUUUAGCACAAAUGUGAUCUGAAAGGGGGGGGCGGUGUAGGAUAUGGGCCCUUUAACUCGUAGAAAGACCAUGAAAACCUCUGAUUUGUUAAAGGCUUGUUUUCAGAGCCAGUCGAGGGCGAGUAACGGUGAUAGUCUGAAGGCUGUAUGUGUCUGUGAAACGCUGUGGGUCGUGUACUCCUGGUGAACCGAGCUGUGGGUGGCCGCUAACUUGUUGGAGCGUGUGAUCACUUUAUUUUAAGUGGCUUUUUUGUGCUAUCCCUAUAGCUAAUGCUAACGCUAAUCAGACACGUUACCAUAUAGAGAUAUAGCUCCUCUCUGUCGCUUUGUUUGUUUGUAUUGAGUCAAAUGCAGCUGUAUUUUUUUUUUUCUUUUUUCUUUUUUUUUGGACAGGACCUCCACCAGGGCUGACACUGCUGUUUAAAAGAUGGAGUCACUUGCAUUAAUAAGUUUUAUUAAACUCUAGUUUAUAUAUGGUGGAUUUGACUGUUGUGAUCCAGACACUAAAAUGCAAUCCAGUAGUUUAUUCACAGUGUAAAGACAAUAAGAAUCGGACAUGGUAAAAAAAAAAUGUAUUAAAUAAUAAACUGUUUAUCGUCAGUUGUGAAAAGCUGUUUUAUCGACGAGAUUCAGUCACUAUAUGGGGCGUUUUUUGUUCCUUUUAAGUUACUGUCAGUGCUGUAGAGCUUUCUCAGUUACUGUGGGAUCAUCCACCCAAAUUUCUUAAUUUUCACAGCUUCUGAAAAUUGAGGCCUGAAAAAUAAUCAUUUGUCAUUUUACGUGUGAUUCCAAACUUUUGAGCGGUGGUGUACGUCUCCAGUAAAAGCUCCCCUGUGGAUGUGUGGAUUAUUAUUUUUUUUUUCCCUACUUCUUCCCUCCAAAUCCUUCCUUUUAAAGCAUUUCUCUGGAUCACCUCCUUUUCCCUUCCUUUCAUCUUUCCUUUAAAGCACUUCUCUCCUUCUCUGGAUGUGGGAUCUCCUCUGUGGU